AUGGAGAACACCAAGUACACGCCCGUCGACUCUACCGAGACUAAUGAUCCAUCAGAGCAAAAGAGAAAGAGCUUGCUGCCCCGAAAUGAAAAAUGGCAACUGGGCAUCUUCUACGCAGCCCUCGCGACUUCAAUUGUCUGCGUUUUAAAUCUCAUCAUCACUAUAUGGGCGUUUGUGACUCACGGGAUGACGUACGGGAGCGCUGUGCUGUACGAAGGCUCCUGCGAGACGACUAAGAAUUUGAACAUCGGCGUCCAUCUUAUCAUCAACAUCUUCAGUUCUGCCAUACUGAGCGGCAGCAACUACACUAUGCAAUGUUUGUCCUCGCCUACCAGAUCGGAGGUGGAUGAUGCGCAUGCGCGAGGAACAUGGCUGGACAUCGGAGUGCCUAGCAUUCGCAACCUGCGCAGCAUUGCGAAGCGGAGGUUGUGGAUUUGGCUACUGCUGUGUGUAUCAUCAAUACCGUUACAUCUCUUCUACAAUUCUGUUGUCUUUACAACGCUCUCAGGAAACUCCUACUUUGUUUACAUCACGAACGAGGCGUGGCUUUCGUCGUCCGAUAGUCUUAUCGUUCCCGACUCGGGGGAGUACGGUCCACUUCUGACUGAGCUUGUGGACAAACAGCUCUGGAAGGCAAAUCAAGCUGGUUCGCUCCAGCGCCUCGAACCCAGGUCAUGCAUCGAUGCGUACGCUCGCUCCUUUAUAUCCGCUCGAGGUAAUCUCCUCGUGAUUACCUCUAAUUCUACCAGCUCCUCCGAAGCAGGGGAAAUCUUUGACUACGCAUCUGGAGGCGAAAUUACCAUCACUGGAGGCCAGGAUGCCACAAACCUCGACCCGUACUCCUGGAUAUGCGGCGACAGCCUGAAGUGUCUCAAAUACUACAAAUCUAGUAAGUUGAGACACAAGUGUAUGGAGUACGAAUUCUGCGAUGUCGAUGCUCUGGGGAUUCGCAACAACCCUCAGAACUGGACAUUGAAUCAGCGGAAAGUCGAUUACUGCUUAAGCACGGAGACGGAAGAACACUGCAAAUUGCGCCUCAACGCUGCGAUCGCGGCCCUGGUCAUCUUCACAAAUUUUUGCAAAGCUUUGCUAAUCAUUACCACAUACUUUUCGACAAGAGAGCACCUCCUCCUCGGCAUCGGCGAUGCCAUAGUCAGCUUCCUGUCUCACCCUGAUCCAGUCACUGAAGGCUCAUCCCUCUUAUCUAAGGAUGAUGCAACGCCUCAUCAAAAGUUCUCCAGUUCUUCGUUCGGGCCGCGCCCCUUCCACUCAUCGCGCAAGCGCUGGCUCGCCGCUGUCUCGCGGCGCCGCACAAUCACCAUCUUCACAACCGCCGCUCUAAGUCUAAUCAUCUGCUCCGCGCUACUCAUCUACGCCUCCUUCAACAUGAAAGGCGCAAAGCCAUCCGACAUAUGGACCCUCGGCUUCGGCCAGCCAAGCGAAAACACCCUCAUAACCUUCGCAGGCAUCCGGCGCCGUAUGAUCCGCACCGCCGGACUCCUCUCCAAUGUCCUAAUUGCAAACACUCCCCAAUUAGUUUUGUCCUUUAUAUACUUCUCUUGCAAUGCUCAUCUUACUUCCAUGCUCGCUGCUCGCGAAUGGUCGUCCUUUGCCAAGACUAGGAAGGGCCUGCGCGUGCACACACAUCCGCGCGGCGCUCAGCGCGCAACGUACUUCCUGCAACUGCCCUGGCGGUACAGUGCGCCCAUGAUCUUGGCAGGUGCUCUGCUACAUUGGCUCGCAUCGCAGAGCAUUUUUGUUGUUAGCGUCGAGUGGUGGGCAAAUGUCACGAUCGACAUUGAGGUCUACCUCGCCCGAGGCAGUGCUCCAUCUAUCGAGUAG
Molecule: messenger RNA, 1842 nt
Organism: Alternaria arborescens
Lineage: Eukaryota; Fungi; Ascomycota; Dothideomycetes; Pleosporales; Pleosporaceae
Exons: 3
Coding region: 1-1842 (613 amino acids)
Source: RefSeq, a predicted model, not a curated record